AGCCGGAAGUUUUGCCUCUCGGCCGGAGCACUUCCUGUUUGCCUGUCAGAGGUCCCCGAUCCGUUUGCCGACAUGAGUAGCGAGUUCUUGGAGGAGCUGCACUGGGACGAUGGGUUUGCCAUCCCGGUGGCAAAUGAGGAGAACAAGAUGCUGGAAGAUCAGUUGUCAAAGCUGCAGGAGGAAAGAGCAAGUUUGCAAGAUCAGCUUCGUGACUAUGAAGAUCGAAUUAAUGCUAUGACUUCUCACUUUAAAAAUGUUAAGCAAGAAUUUUCAUUUACACAGUCUCUUUGUAAAGCCAGGGAACAUGAGAUUGAAAGUGAAGAGCAUUUUAAGAUCAUUGCUGAGAGAGAACUGGGACGAAUAAAGGAUGAAAUCCAACGACUGGAAAAUGAAAUGACUUCAAUACGGGAAAAGAAAAGUGAUAAGGAAAAUAACAUAUUUAAAACUACUCAAAAAUUGGAUGGUUUGAAAUGUCAAAUAAACUGGGACCAGCAAGCACUAGAAGCCUGGCUAGAAGAAUCAGCUCAUAAAGAUAGUGAUGCCCUCACUCUUCAGAAGUAUGCACAGCAAGAUGAUAAUAAAAUUAGGGCACUGACCCUGCAAUUAGAAAGACUGACUUUGGAAUGUAAUCAGAGAAGAAAGGUACUUGACAAUGAACUUACAGAGACUCUAAGUGCACAGUUAGAAUUGGAUAAGGCAGCACAGGAUUUUCGUAAGAUUCAUAAUGAAAGACAAGAACUCAUUAAACAGUGGGAGAACACCAUAGAGCAGAUGCGGAAGAGAGAUCGAGACAUCGAUAACGGUGCCUUGGCAUUAGCAAGGAUAAAGCAGGAAUUCAGAGAAAAAGAAAAUUUGGUUAAAGAAAAGAUCAAGUUUUUGGAGAGUGAGAUUGGGAAUAACACAGAAUAUGAGAAAAGAAUUUCUGUUGCUGAUCGUAAACUUUUAAAAUGUAGAACGGAAUAUCAGCGUCAUGAAACAAAUAGGAAUCAGCUGAAGGAUGAGCUGGAUUCUUUAAAAGCCACUGUGAAUAGAAGUUCCAGUGAUUUAGAAGCUCUAAGGAAAAAUAUUUCCAAAAUAAAGAAGGACAUUCAGGAAGAAACAGCAAGGUUACAGAAAAUUAAAAAUCAUAAUCAGAGUGUAAAAAAGAAAUUAAAGCAGAUAACUGAGAAAACGAUGUCUGUAGAAGAGAAAGCUACUAAUUUGGAAGAUAUGCUGAGAGAGGAGGAAAAAAGUGUAAAGGAAGUGGAAGUUCAAUUAAACAUAGUGAAAGAUGUGCUAUUUAAGAAAGUUCAAGAAUUACAGACUGAGACAAUGAAAGAAAAAGCUGUUGUAUCAGAAAUUGAAGGAACCCGUUCCUCUCUAAAGCACCUCAACCAUCAGUUACAUAAACUGGAUUUUGAAACCUUGAAGCAGCAAGAAAUUAUGUACAGUCAGGAUUUUUACAUUCAGCAAGUGGAACGCCGAAUGUCACGGUUAAAAGGAGAAAUUAAUUCAGAAGAAAAACAAGCCCUUGAAACAAAAAUUGUUGAACUUAAAAAGAUAUUGGAGGAGAAAAAAUCUACGUUUGACCUUUUGGAAUCACAGAUCAAGAAGCUUCAUAAUGAUCUUUAUUUUAUUAAGAAGUCAAAUAGUAAAAAUUGUGACGAAAAACAGUUUCUCAUGACCAAAGUAAAUGAACUAAACCUUUUCAAUGACAGAUCAGAGAAAGAACUUAAUAAAACCAAAGCUUUGAAACAGGAUUUGAUGAUAGAAGACAAUCUUUUAAAACUUGAAGUUAAACGUACUCGAGAAAUGCUUCACAGUAAGGCAGAAGAAGUACUUUCUCUGGAAAAAAGAAAACAGCAAUUACACACAGCUAUGGAAGAACGAAUGGAAGAAAUUAAGGUUCAUAAAACAAUGCUUGCAUCACAAAUAAGAUAUGUUGAUCAAGAACGACAGAACUUAAGUGCUGAGUUUCAUGAGAGGCUAAGUAAAAUUGAUAAGCUGAAGAAUAGAUAUGAAAUUAUUACUGUUGUUAUGCUGCCUCCUGAAGGAGAAGAGGAGAAAACACAGGCCUAUUAUGUGAUAAAGGCUGCUCAAGAAAAAGAAGAACUUCAAAGGGAAGGUGACAGUUUGGAUGCUAAGAUCAACAAAGCUGAAAAAGAAAUCUAUGCUCUAGAAAAUACAUUGCAAGUGUUGAGAAGCUGCAACAACAAUUACAAACAAUCUUUUCAAAAAAUCACUCCAUCUAGUGAUGAGUAUGAACUAAAAAUCCAACUAGAAGAACAAAAAAGAGCUAUUGAUGAAAAAUACAGAUACAAACAAAGACAAAUCAGGGAACUACAGGAAGAUAUCCAGAGCAUGGAAAAUACUUUAGAAGUUAUAGAACAUUUAACAAAUAACGUCAAAGAAAAAUUAUCAGAGAAGCAGGCUUAUUCAUCUCAACUAAAUAGAGAAACUGAAGAGCAAAGGCCAAAGUUAGAGAGAGUAACUAAACAGUGUGCAAAACUCACCAAGGAGAUCCGACUUUUGAAAGACACAAAAGAUGAAACACUAGAAGAACAAGACAUCAAACUUCGUGAAGUGAAACAUUUCCACAAGAUCAUUGAUGAGAUGCUAGCUGAGGUCACAGAAGAAAAUGCUGAGAUCCGUAUUAUCCUUCAAACAUACUUUCAACAGAAUGGCUUAGAACUACCUACAGCUGGUACUAAAGGCAGUCGCCAGAGUUCUAGGUCUCCUUCACAGACUUCACUGUUAUCAGCAAGGUCAUCCAGAAGUACCACAAGUGUUGCCUCUCAGACUUCAAUUAAAGUAUUAGAGCUGAACUUUCCAGCCUCCUCUUCAGUGACUGGUAGCAUUUCCAGGCCAGCAAGUGCUACCACUAUCCCCAGUAAUGGUAAAAACAAAAAGGGCAGCAAAUAAACAUUUUAAUCCCUUUUGUAGAAGUUGUAAAUACAAUAACAAAAAUCUUACUUUUAAAAUAGUGAAUUCCACCCUAUGCUUGUGGGUGCUGUGUAGUGACAUUAAAGAGAGGCCCCCUGAAAUUGUGUCAGAAAUAUGCAAUAACUAGACAAAAGUUUUAACCUAGUGGAAAAUGUGAAAAUGGAGUUUAAAAAAGUCAAGCAAUUUAGGUCCAAAUAAGCCAAAGAAAUGUUUAAUUUUCUUAAGCUUUUGCCAUACUGUUUUCUUCAGAGAAGAAAAGCAGUAAUAGAUUCUUCAGAUUCUAUGUUCUACAAGCAUAGAGAAAAUGAGGUUUUUCACUGUUAUUUUGAUGUUUGUUAGAUUAGAAAAUAGUUUGCUACAGCAUCUCACGCUAGCCAUGAAACCACACUCAAUUCUAAGGUAACAUAAUCUUUCAGGAAAUUUUGUCCUGUGAAUAGUUUACAACACAAAUUCUCAUUUACCCUAGAAAAUCCUAAAAUUAGGUUUGCUUUAGUCAAAGAAACAUGUGUCUUGGACUUCUGGGGGAGAAGUCUAUUAUUCUUUUGGUAUGAUUCUAAAACUAACCCAAAAAAUAUUUAACCAAAAAAUAGCAUUUAUUCUUCCCCACCCAAGAAAAUAGGAAAGUGCACUGCAAUCAAUCAAUAAAAUUGCAGCUUAAAUUUCUAGGAAUUACUCAAUUUUGAUCUUGAAAGAAGUCAAACACACUAAAUAUUUUGUUUUCAAGAUACAACCAAGCACAAAGAAUGUAUUUUUAAGACUUCCCCCGCCCAAGAUUUUCUGAUUUAGUAAACAGCUAGGUGUGAUUUGAUUUGCAAUAGGAAUUCCAUAAAUUUAUAGUGGAGGAAGACCACCAGAUUUAAAAUGUUACUAUCUUAAAUACGUUAUUAUAGAACAUAUGCCUAACAUUUUCAACUCUUGGAAUACAGUGUGGAAUAUGAUUAUGUUAUAAAACUUUUAAAUAAACGUAUCACAAUCUAUGUAUUUAACUGUAUAUCUCCUUCAAACCUUGAAAGUAAUUGUAUCAACAGUUAUUGUGUAGAAGUGUCAUUUACAGUUCCUUCUGAAAUGUAGUAGUGGAGUAAACUUGUUUUUCCUGAUCAUAAAUAUUUAUUGUUUUUUAAAAUAGCCAGCAAAUGUUAUAGCCAAGUUCAGUAAGAUACUUUUUUUGUAAAGCAUAGCUUUAAAUGCAUGAUAGAAGAUCUAAAAAAAUGAUUAAUUUUAUGGUCACUUUGUAUGUUCACUAAGGUUCUUAUUCUCUGCCCUUUAUUUGUAAAUUACUUGGAACUUGCAAUUCAGUAUUACACACUGUGUUCUAUGGAGGCAGGGAUUGUCUGACUAGCUCUAUGACCUUGGGCAAGUUGCUUCUCUAUGCUUUUCUCCUAAUUUUAUACUGAGACAGUACCUAUUUCCAAUAACCAAAUAUAUACAAGGUAUACAGAGCCUGACAUAGGAACUGCACAAUAACGUCUACCUAUUACUGAGUCACUACUCAAAGGCUAGCACAGUAUUUGUGGAAUGGUUAGGUUCUAGGCCAGCAUACAAGUCUGUAUUUAACUCUAUUAAAUAAAUAAACUGUUCCAAUCUCAGAUGUAUAAUAAUGCUAAAUGGAGACACAGGGCUCAACCCCAUUAUCUCCAAAUGUGGAGAGUUAUCUUAAAACAUCCACAUAUUAUCUUAGAAAGUUACUUACAAAAGUCAAGACACAGUCUGGGUGUGUAAAAACUAUAGACAUAAUAAGGAAAAAAGCCUGCUAAAAAUAAUUACUAACAAUUCUUGGUAAGUAAAUCCCCAAUAUUUUUUGGCUGUGAUGGGUUUCCUGAAUACCUCCUUAGAAACUGGUUUGUUUGUAUACUCUGCUUAAUAUGUCCCAGGCAAGAAACUUAGGGAAGACGGAAUUCCUAAAUUCAGGCCGAGCUGCAUAAGGUACUAUCCUAACUUUUUGGUACCUGAAUGUAACAUUAAGCCACAAAGAGAAAACAACAACAACAACAACAACACAAAGACACCUUGGAAAAUGAUAGUGCUGGUUGAUAAUGAUGCUCAGAGAUUUUUUUUUUUUGUGCUCAGAGAUUUUAGUACGUAAAUUGGUAUAUGUAAAAUACUGAAGAUAUACCAGCAAUUCCUAAAGGUCAAAGACUACGUCAAGGGUACUUUUCACUGUUUACAAAAACCAUGCUCUAGGACUAUGUACGGAUGAUACAGGAACUACUAAUACACAGAAAGAACCAAGGACUCUUUUAAGAGGAGUUUCUUGGUACAAAGAUGAACGACUAAGUGACCUUUCUACUGCUAUUACCCAUGGUUUUUGACCAGUUUCUUUCUGUUCCAUUGCAAAACUAUCUUUAGUUUUUUCACUAGGCUCCCAACACUGAAGCCUGAAGGCCUUAGGCACAAACAGGACAUACCCAGAUAGAGGAUUUAGAGAGGCAGCAUUAAAAGCCUGUUGUCAUUUACAGUAAAUGGAAAUGGAAAGAUUCUAAACUAAAGACCAUUAUAAAUCAACAACUUCUGUUUUUAAAUUUGGGAGGGUUUUUAUGAUCUAAGUCACUGCUUCAGCUCUAGUUGCUGGAAUUUGAGUAAAACCAGGCUUUGUUGGCCUUGUCAUUUAUUCAGGCCCUAAGAAAGGAGGCAUCAAGGGAAACAUCAGGAGAGAAUAUUAAGAAAAGAAAUGCAGGCCAGCUCUAGGUAGUUAAAAACAUGCAAGCACCUCCCAACUGGACAUAUGUAAUACUAGAACAGUUACCCAAUUUUUUUCCCUUUAGGGGAAAACCAGAUUUACAGUGAUCCUCCUGCCACUGCUGUUUUUGCUAAGAGGAUUCUUUUUUAUUCUGAUCUUUUCUUGCCUGGAAUAUAUAGUCUCUAAGGGUCUUGCCAAUAUUUAAAGUAAAGAAAUUUCUUAGGGCUAUACUGCUAACAAUAGGUCUAAAAAAAGGUGGGGGGGGGAGAGAGAGAGAGAGAGAGAGAGAGAAAUAAGCAAAAUGGGCCCCUAUUCAACUUUCAUGGCUUUAUUCCUAAGGUACUUGUUAAGCUGGAGCACAAACCAUUUUUAAUUAAAUCAGGUUUUAGAGGUCAAUUAGGAAAGACCAGUAACUCUGUAUAAAUCUUAUAAGUAACAAAAAAAUU
Messenger RNA from Nyctereutes procyonoides (raccoon dog), 6045 nucleotides. It is a transcript of the gene CCDC39, whose product is annotated as coiled-coil domain containing 39. Bases 73 to 2901 code for a protein of 942 amino acids. Lineage: Eukaryota; Metazoa; Chordata; Mammalia; Carnivora; Canidae. The transcript is spliced from 21 exons. The record is from RefSeq and is a predicted model, not a curated record. Gene Ontology annotation, cellular component: axoneme. Gene Ontology annotation, biological process: cilium movement; inner dynein arm assembly; cilium-dependent cell motility.